Brassica oleracea var. oleracea is the source of this 516-nucleotide messenger RNA. RefSeq lists its product as uncharacterized. The record is from RefSeq and is a predicted model, not a curated record. The transcript has a single exon. NCBI's taxonomy places the organism in Eukaryota, Viridiplantae, Streptophyta, Magnoliopsida, Brassicales, Brassicaceae. Gene Ontology annotation, molecular function: nucleic acid binding; RNA-DNA hybrid ribonuclease activity. The coding region runs from base 1 to 516 and encodes 171 amino acids.
AUGACGAACACAAUAAGCGGAGCUAGGGAAUGGCUAGUAGCUCAGGAAUCUUGUAGGCCACUUCACCAGGUACCGCCUUUAUGUCAACCACCCACACACUUUCCACCAGAGGUAACCCCCUGCAACUCGGACGCUGCAUGGAAGAACGACUCGCUUACAGCGGGUUUGGGAUGGGUCAUCCACUGUGACCGCGCGGGACAACAAAUUCAAGGAUCAUCAUGGUGUGAUUCAAUCUCCUCACCCCUCCUUGCAGAAGCCAUUGCGUUGAAGAUGACACUGCUAGCAGCUCAAUCUUUUUGCAUUCCUAAAGUCUGGAUCAGAGACUCCCAAGGGCUCAUCAGAGCCAUCAACUCGAAGUCCUAUCCAAUGGAGAUUUUUGGAGUUCUAAUGGAUAUCGAGUUUCUAUCUGCUUCCUUUGAUUUCAUUUGCUUCUCUUUUAUUCCGAGAGACCAGAACUCAGUAGCUGACUUUCUAGCUAAAGCAGCUCUGCGUAAUGCUUCUCAUGCAAUGUACUAG